AUGUCUGCGCCAUUAUUAUCUGGUAAAGUUUUUCUCCUUGUUACUGGUGCCAGCCGGGGAAUUGGUAAACAAAUAACAGAGUCAUUUGCUACCUUGCUGGGAAAUGGAUCUGUGGUAUUAUUAAUUGCCAGAAAUGAAAAUGGCUUGAAAGAAACGGCGCAGAAGUUACCAAAAAGCCUAAGCGUUCAUACAGCAAGUAUGAAUCUCAGUGUGGCAACGGCCGAUGAAUUAAAAGAUGUCGUUCGCAAAGCUUUGGGUUCUGAAGGUGCGACACAAUUUGAGAAGGCUAUAAUUAUUCAUAACGCUGGAUCACUCGGUGAUGUUUCAAAGCCAACUAAUGAUAUGAAAGAUCUCACAACCUGGCGCAAUUACUAUGAUCUUAAUGUCUUUUCCCCGGCCAUUUUAAAUGGAGUGUUUAUGGAAUUCUUCAACGAAGAUACAAAAGUUACAAGACUUGUUAUAAAUAUUACAUCUUUGUGUGGAAUCCAACCGUCUAAAUCAUUGGCGUACUAUUGUACUGGAAAAGCUGCAAGAGAGAUGUUUUUUAAGGUUUUUGCUCUUGAAAAUCCUGAAGUAAAUGUAUUGAAUUAUUCACCAGGACCUGUCGAAACUGAUAUGCAACAAGUGCUACGGAAAAAUCUGGGGGAUGCAGACGGUAAAAAAAUGUUCAAUGAUUUUAAAGCAAGCGGUUCAGUUUUGACGACAGAACAAACAGUAAAUCGUCUUAUAGAAAUACUCAAGUUACAAAACUACAAGUCAGGUGAUCAUGUUGAUUAUUAUGACAAGUAA
Messenger RNA from Neodiprion virginianus, 789 nucleotides. It is a transcript of the gene Sptr, whose product is annotated as sepiapterin reductase-like. The transcript has 3 exons. The record is from RefSeq and is a predicted model, not a curated record. Gene Ontology annotation, biological process: tetrahydrobiopterin biosynthetic process. Lineage: Eukaryota; Metazoa; Arthropoda; Insecta; Hymenoptera; Diprionidae. Gene Ontology annotation, molecular function: sepiapterin reductase (NADP+) activity. The coding region runs from base 1 to 789 and encodes 262 amino acids.